Messenger RNA from Camelina sativa (false flax), 1621 nucleotides. Its product is annotated as RNA pseudouridine synthase 4, mitochondrial. Gene Ontology annotation, biological process: enzyme-directed rRNA pseudouridine synthesis. NCBI's taxonomy places the organism in Eukaryota, Viridiplantae, Streptophyta, Magnoliopsida, Brassicales, Brassicaceae. The record is from RefSeq and is a predicted model, not a curated record. Gene Ontology annotation, molecular function: pseudouridine synthase activity; RNA binding.
CCCUCUAAAACCCUGAUUUUGAAUUUUGGAUUAAACCCUAAAAAAUGUCGAAAUGGAGAAUUGCGACUGCGACGCUCCAUCGACAUCUCCAAUCCCAAUCGCCUACGAUCUCUUCCUUCAAGGAUCCGACCAAAUCCUUGUCUUCGGCGGCGGUUGCGGCGGCUCAUCAGUGUCGCGGUUACAGUACAGCUCAGACAGAUGAUUCAAGUGGGAAAUGGGUAACUUUACCUUCUUUUUAUCCCACCGUCGAUGGCAACGCCGUAGGAAAGGAGCUCACUUCCGACGGAGACUCAAUCAAAGGUUCAACGGAUGGGUCAAACACAACGGCGCUUAGGUGGAUACUUCGUUGUCGUCCCGAUUUACCCAGGACUCUCGUUCAGAAACUCUUUCGUUUAAGACAGGUUAGGAGAGAAAUGACUCUGAGUUGUGAUAAUGAUCUUCUACAAAGAAGCAAGCUUAAAAGGGUGGCAGCUAAGGAAUCUUUGAAUGUAGGAGAUAGAAUUUUCCUUCCUCUGUCUGUAGACAAUGUUGCGCCGCCGCAGCCGACUGCUACUAAGAAAGAACACUUCCGUUGUAGUGAAGAAGAACGCAAAUUCGUUUGCAGUUUGGUGUUGUACAAGGAUCCAUCCAUUAUUGUUCUGAAUAAACCGCAUGGUAUGGCUGUUCAAGGUGGGACUGGGAUCAAGACCAGUAUCGAUGAACUCGCUGCCACUUGCUUGACAUUUGAUAAAUCAGAAUCUCCCCGUCUGGUGCAUAGACUUGACAGAGACUGUACUGGACUUUUGGUGUUGGCAAGAACACAGACGGCUGCAACCGUUCUUCAUUCCAUAUUCCGCGAGAAAACAACUGGUGCAUCCGCAUAUGGUGUCAAAAAGAACAUAAAAUCCUUGAAAAGAAAAUAUAUAGCACUUGUAAUCGGGUGUCCGAGACGUAAAAAGGGACAGAUUUCAGCGCCACUCAGAAAGGUGGUUGUGGAUGAUGGCAAAUCUGAUCGUAUCACAGUUGAUGACAAUGGGGAACUCGUUUCUACUCAGCAUGCUAUCACCGAGUACCGAGUGAUUGAAUCUUCACCACAUGGAUACACAUGGCUUGAACUUCGACCUUUAACCGGGAGAAAACAUCAGCUUCGUGUACACUGCGCAGAAGUUCUAGGAACACCGAUAGUUGGGGACUAUAAAUAUGGAUGGCAAGCUCAUAAAACCCGGGAACCAUUAGUCUCUUCAGAAAACACCCCGACCAAGCAAUCAUCAUCUCCUUUUGGCUUGGAUCUGGAUGGUGGAGAUGUCUCUUCAAAACAGCCACACCUUCAUCUCCACUCAAAGCAAAUCGACCUGCCAAACAUAUCUCAGCUCUUGGAGAAAAUGGAGCUUUCUUCAGAUUCUGAUAUUUCGGAUAUCGGUAGCCUCAAAUUCGAUGCUCCAUUGCCUAGUCAUAUGCAGCUAAGUUUUAAUUUGUUGAAAUCUAAAGUCGACGAAACUUGUGACAAAAACUAGAAUUUUUUUAGUGAGCCCCCAAGCUUUCUUCUUUGUGUUCCUGAGGCUCCCAAGUAGUCACUGUGUUGUCUCUCUUUGGACCUUGAAUAUUCUCAUACAAAGAUAAAUAAAUUAGAUUUUGAGUGACA